UUAUAAGUAACUUCUCAAAAUUCGGACAAGAAAAACUUUUCUCCGCGUGGAGAAUUGGCACCGUGCUAUCUGCACUCCAUCUGUAUCUGUUUCCAGCUCAUAUUUCUAUUACUACAUAGUGGUAUGGUACAUACUUGAAGUUGAAAAACACAGAUCUGCAUGAGAAGUAGAGGAAUUGAACUCCGGUGAGAGUUUAUGUAAACGAAUUUUGCAGAUAUUAGUGAUUGAAUUGCUUAUGUGUGCGAAUUUUAAUUUUAGAGAUAGAAAUUGAUUGAUUUAGAUCCGAAAAAUUAUGGGUUUGAGCAAUUUCAAGUGUUAUUUGAUUCUGGCUGUAUUUCUCUCCCUCUUCGCUGGCCUCUCUGCUUCUACUUUCAUUUCAGAUUCUAUUUUUGGAUCAUCGGGUUCAACUGGAAGGAAUCUCCUUCAGGCUAAGAAGUCUUGCCCAGUCAACUUUGAGUUCCAGAACUACACUAUCAUCACCAGCAAAUGCAAGGGACCACUCUACCCUCCCAGCCUAUGUUGUCCUGCUUUCAAAGAUUUUGCUUGUCAGUUUGCUGAUGAUAUAAAUGAUUUAACAAACGAGUGUGCCUCGAUCAUGUUCAACUACAUUAACCUCGAGGGGAAGUAUCCACCAGGUUUAUUUUCUAGUGAAUGCAAGGAAGGGAAGCAAGGGCUCGAAUGCCCUGCACUACCACCAUCAGAAUCACAAUCAAAAUCAGAGAGAUCUAAGGGAUGUUGGACAGUAAGCAAACCAUUCAGAAGGAUGAUUCUUGUAGCAGUUUUUCUUGUGUUGCUGCAAUUUAUGUGAAGUUUUCGCGAAGUAAAAUUUAUCGGUAAAGUCGAGCCAAAGCCGACAUAUAUGGAACAUCCAUAAAAGCAAGAUUCUUAACUCUGCAAGAAAAACUAAUGUAUUCACCUUUAUUAAUUUGCAAUAACUGCAAAAAGUUUAUCUGUAAA
Molecule: messenger RNA, 957 nt
Organism: Olea europaea var. sylvestris
Lineage: Eukaryota; Viridiplantae; Streptophyta; Magnoliopsida; Lamiales; Oleaceae
Product: GPI-anchored protein LLG1-like
Exons: 3
Coding region: 293-808 (171 amino acids)
Source: RefSeq, a predicted model, not a curated record